This is a messenger RNA of Cajanus cajan (pigeon pea), 2321 nucleotides long. RefSeq names its product DUF21 domain-containing protein At1g55930, chloroplastic. Gene Ontology annotation, molecular function: flavin adenine dinucleotide binding. NCBI's taxonomy places the organism in Eukaryota, Viridiplantae, Streptophyta, Magnoliopsida, Fabales, Fabaceae. The record is from RefSeq and is a predicted model, not a curated record.
GUUGCAGUUUUUCACGAACACAUUAGAGUUCAUGUGAAAUGCAAAUUUGCCGUUCCUAUUAAAAUUUUAGGUUCGAGUUUUGCAAGUGAAAAAACAAAAUUUCAAUCUAGAGAAGUUCCGUUCAAUAGAUUCACCCAAUUCUGAUAUCUAUUUCAAUUCAGAUUUCAACAAGGAGUUUUCAUUUAUUUAAUUCAUUUGUUUCUCAAAUCUUGUGAGUUCUGCAUCAAAAUUUGUUUUUAAUUUCUCGGGCUAUUUUUUUUUUUUUUUGGAGAUGGCAUUUCAAAUUUUUGUUCUGAGUCAACCAGUCUUUAAGUUUGACUCAAGGGUACUCUGCACUCAGCAUGAAAAUUGGCCAAAGAGAAUGUUUUUGUCCAAAAACAGUGGGAUACAAAUGCCCUUGAUACCAAAGUGUGUGAAACCAUGCAAUUUUGCCAAUUUGGUUUCUGAUCAUAGGGGUGAUCCUAAGUUAUUUACCAAUGGUGGCUUGAAAUGUUUGGUUGGAAGUAGUAGUACUGACAGUUUCAGUGGAAAUAAUGAUGCUUCCAUAGGGAAUUUGAACUUUAUUUUGAAGUUACUGAAGAAGAGGAUGGGGACCAUUUUGGCUGCAACUGUUUUUGGGGUGUUGUUGUUUGGAUGUCCUCAAGCCUUGGCUGUAGAAGGUGUGGUGGCUAUUGUGGAGCAUAGCAAAGUGUUUGUUAGGAAUGCAUGGCCCAAAGUGUUGCCAGUUCUUAGGAUAUUUAAGGAGCAAGGGUUGGUACUGGCUGUACUUUUGGCUCUUUCUGCAUUCUUCUCUAUGGCAGAGACUUCAAUUACCACCCUUUGGCCUUGGAAGGUUCGUGAGUUAGCUGAAAAGGAGUCUGAAAAUUUCGUCUUCAAACUGCUCCAAAAAGAUGUAACCCGAUUCCUUACAACCAUACUUAUUGGCACAACAGUGGUUAAUAUUGGAGCAACAGCUCUGGUUACUAACACUGCAACUGCAGCAUUUGGUGAAGCUGGUGUUACUGCAGCAACAGGAUUGAUGACUGUUGCUAUUUUGCUUCUCACUGAGAUCACUCCAAAAAGUUUUGCAGUUCACAAUGCCACAGAUGUGGCUCGGUUUGUGGUCAGGCCAGUGGGGUAUCUUUCCGUAGUCUUGUAUCCUGUAGGAAGAGUUGUUACAUAUUUCUCAAAGGCGAUAUUGAAAUUGCUUGGCAUAAAGGGAACAAGAGAACCAUAUGUUACUGAGGAAGAGCUAAAGUUGAUGGUAAGAGGAGCAGAAUUAAGUGGGGCAAUAGAGGAGGAAGAACAGGAUAUGAUUGAAAAUGUGUUGGAGAUAAAAGUAACACGAGUCAGAGAGGUUAUGACACCUCUUGUUGAUGUUGUUGCAAUUGAUGCAAGUGCAAGUCUGGUAGAUUUUCGAAACUUGUGGAGGGAACAUCAGUACUCAAGGAUACCUAUUUUUGAGAAGCGUGUUGAUAAUUUAAUUGGCAUUGCAUAUUCACUGGAUCUGCUGGAUUUUUGUCAGAAGGUUUCAAAAGGUGGGGUACUAGAUAUUACUCCUGUUCAAGAGUUAGCUCAUGAUCCUGUUUAUUUUGUGCCAGAUUCAAUGUCUAUUUGGGAUCUUCUAAGAGACUUCCGAUUCAAGCAGGUUCACAUGGCUGUUGUUUGUAAUGAGUAUGGUGGAACUGUUGGAAUUGUAACUCUGGAAGAUAUUGUUGAGGAAAUUGUUGGUGAAAUCUUUGAUGAAAACGACUCAAAGGAAGAGAUUCAGAAGAAAACUGGCCACAUAGUAAAGCAAGCAGAUGGUGUAUUUGAUGUGGAUGCAAAGACAUCUAUUGAUCACCUAUCCGAAUAUUUGAACAUCAAGAUGCCUCAGGGCCACCAAUAUGAGACAGUAUCUGGCUUUGCAUGUGAAAAUUUUGGAUACAUACCUAUGGCAGGUGAGAGCAUUGAAGUGGUUCUUGAAAGGAAAAAUCAAAAUGAUAAUGACGUGUCCAAUGCUAACCACAAGAAUCAAAAAGAGACUUUCAAACUUAAGAUACUAUCAGGAAAUGCCAAAAAGGUAACCGCUGUUCAAUUUACACGAACAAAUGGUAGUCAAAAACUGUUGGAGACUAAAGUAACCCCGCAAGGUCCAACAAUCAGUGAAAACAAAAUGUAGCAGUUGUUAGGAUUUAGAUGGUGCCAAUUGUAUUACAGAUCUAUUCACAAAAAUGUUCUUUUAGCUUAUGGUUUGUAGUACAACAACAAACAUUUUUGUGUCAUCAAGUAGAUUAGCUACAUAGAUAGCAUGAUGUCAUUGGAUUCGAUUAAAAACCAAUAAAUAUAUACACUGAGAUCUC